Messenger RNA from Paramisgurnus dabryanus, 1826 nucleotides. It is a transcript of the gene p2ry8, whose product is annotated as P2Y receptor family member 8. Gene Ontology annotation, cellular component: plasma membrane. Lineage: Eukaryota; Metazoa; Chordata; Actinopteri; Cypriniformes; Cobitidae. Gene Ontology annotation, biological process: positive regulation of Rho protein signal transduction; phospholipase C-activating G protein-coupled receptor signaling pathway. The record is from RefSeq and is a predicted model, not a curated record. Gene Ontology annotation, molecular function: G protein-coupled receptor activity.
GAAAAGUAAGACAGCGUACUUCCUCUCUGCAAGAAGUUUCCUGGGUAUAACAGUCAUACUAGAAGAUUAACUGCCACCAACACGCGCGAGGGCACAUGCUUCUUGAGGUUGAGAAACAACAAUGAACAUGUCACACGAGCAGAACUUCACCAAAAUGGAUGACGCCACCUUGGCCAUGUUUGACAACACAUGGGCCAGUAAUCUUGUCUCAGCUAUUUAUGUCGUAGUGACUCUGGCCAACCUCAUUGGUAAUGGCCUCUCUUUGUUUCUUCUGCUGGUGCGCACCUCUCCGAAGACCCCGUCGAUCAUCUUCAUGAUCAACUUAACCCUCACCGACCUGAUACUUGGCACGGUGCUGCCCUUUCAGAUCAUUUACCAAAUACAAGGCUACAACUGGACUUUGGGUACGGGGAUGUGCAACGUACUGACUGUGGUGUUUUAUGCCAACAUGUACUGCUCUGUUUUGUCCAUGACUGCUAUCAGUGCUGACCGUUAUCUGGGCAUUGUAAAACCGAUGCGCUUCAGAGAGAUGAGAGCGAAUAAUAAAUAUGCGGUCAUUGUCUGUGUAUUUAUGUGGCUUCUGGUCCUUGCGAUUCUGAGCCCUCUGGAAACCUCAGAUCUGACAUAUUAUGUAAGAGAGCGUCAAAUCGUCACCUGCUUCGAUGUGUUGAGGAAAAGCAUGCUACCGACCAUUGCCCACUGGGCGGCCUUCCUAUUUGGGAUGUUUAUAGUUCUCUUCCUCUGUCCGUUCAUUAUAACCGUGUACUGCUACGUUAACAUUAUCUGUGUUCUGAUCAAAAAGGCCAACAGCCAUCAGAAAGGGCGUGCGGUGCGCCUGGCAUGCACUGUUUUGUUUGUGUUCAUAUUUUGUUUUGCUCCCAACAACAUACUACUAUUGGCACACACAGUUACAAGGCUGUACUAUAACAAAUCUCUUUAUAUCUACUAUAAACUCUCUCUCUCCCUCAGCUGCAUUAAUAGUUGCAUAGAUCCAUUCAUAUACUAUUUCGCAUCCAAAGAGUUUCGACGAAAGUUAAGGCAAAUGUUGCGGUUGCAGACUCUCAGCACGGGAGAGACUCAGAUGAUCGAGGGUCAUAGAGAGAGUUUUUUCUCCGCUCGCACGACAGGCAAUGCACAGGAAGACUGUGACAAAUGUUAACAUUUCUUUAGUUUGUUUUUCACAAGGCAAAAAUAAACUCAAACCACCUGUUGAAUUUGUAACAUGCAACAACCAACAGGCAGUGAUGUAAUUUUGAUGUGUCUUACCAUCAGGGUAAUUCUUAUUCGUGAGAAUUAUACUGUUACUUCACUUUUUUUAGUUUCAGUUGUUGUUUGUAGCAUUUUACGUUUGUUCUGUUUUAAUUUCCUGGCUGAGCAGCUGAGGAAAAGCAUGGCGCUCACGUGACCUUUCAAAACAGGGCGCGUGAUGUUUGUAUUGUAUAUUUUUGUUUUUUUUUGUGGUACAAGAAAACCAAGUUCCUCUUAACAAGACCUUUACAUAUUUUUAAACAGUAGAAAGUGAAGGAACUGUAGCAAUGUAAGUUUAAAAAAGUGAAAAGUACAUAUGGCAGCUAUUGUAAAUGAUUCACAGUGUGAAAUGCGCUGCUUGUGCUAAGCUGUUUUAUUAUUUACUUACCUCAUUUGAGUAAAGCUGUUUAUAACACAGCUGCAUUAUUACAUACUAUAUGUAUUUUUUCCUGUCGAGUGUACUCAAAUUGCACACUUAUGUUUUUCUGCCUAAUAUAAAGUCACAUGUGCAUUUAUCUUGUUUUAAAUUUGAUAAAUAAAUGUUAUAUCCCUUUGUGUAAGAGUGCACAAAUGUUACA